Messenger RNA from Carassius carassius (crucian carp), 6055 nucleotides. RefSeq names its product regulating synaptic membrane exocytosis protein 2-like. The coding region runs from base 75 to 3824 and encodes 1249 amino acids. The record is from RefSeq and is a predicted model, not a curated record. Gene Ontology annotation, molecular function: transmembrane transporter binding; small GTPase binding. Gene Ontology annotation, biological process: positive regulation of synaptic transmission; regulation of membrane potential; calcium ion-regulated exocytosis of neurotransmitter. The transcript is spliced from 24 exons. Gene Ontology annotation, cellular component: presynaptic membrane; cytoskeleton of presynaptic active zone. Lineage: Eukaryota; Metazoa; Chordata; Actinopteri; Cypriniformes; Cyprinidae.
GGGAUCCAAACCAAAAAUACGACCAAAGGGAGGAGAAGGCGGAGCGUUCGCAGUAUGCCCCAGGGGAGGGCGGCAUGCCACGAUCGCCGUCUGACUACGGGGCCGGAGACCGCCAGUGUCGGGGAGGCUACGGCCGCUCCUAUGAGGACGCAGAGGUAGCACGGAGUGCGUUCCGCGCUCGACGGGGCGGUUGGCACUCUCAGGAAGAGUAUCCACCCGAACCCGGCUUCCUGGCUGAUGGCCCACCCCUCAGCGAGCACGAGCUUCAGCGGCAGCGGCAGGAGGAGUACCAGAACCGCUACCGCAGUGACCCGAACCUGGCCCGCUACCCGGUCAAACCCCAACCUUACGAGGAACAGAUGCGCAUGCACGCCGAGGUUUCGCGUUUCAGGCAUGAACGGCGACACAGCGAUGUCUCCCUGGCGUACACAGAGAUGGAGGAGCCCUUGGGGCCCCUGCGGGGUCCCCCCUACUCCCCGGGUCCCGGACACACCCACUGGAGGUCCAACCACAGUCCACCCAGCGUGGACUCCCUCUACAGGCAGCAGCACCUGGAUCCUGUCUCGGCCGUAAGGAAGAGUAAAAGAGAAAAGAUGGAGAGCAUGUUGCGGAAUGACUCGCUCAGUUCUGACCAAUCAGAGUCCGUCAGGCCGCCGCCGCCCAAACCUCACAAGACCAAGAGGGGCGGCAAAAUGAGGCAGGUGUCCCUGAGCAGCUCAGAGGAGGAACUGGCCACUACACCGGAGUACACCAGCUGUGAGGACGUGGAGAUCGAGAGUGAGUCUGUGAGCGAAAAAGGGGACAGUCAAAGGGGAAAAAGACAAACUUUUGAGCAGUCACACACCUUAUCUGAGGGCCAAAAGAAAAUGGUGCGCUUUGGGGGCCACUCUUUGGAAGAAGAUGCUGAGUGGUGUGAACCCCAGGUUAAAGACUCGGGGGUUGAUACAUGCAGUAGCACUACCCUAAACGAGGAGCAUAGCCAUAGUGAGAAGCACCCGGUCACAUGGCAGCCCUCCAAAGAUGGAGAUCGACUGAUCGGCAGAAUCCUGCUCAACAAGCGCAUGAAGGACGGCAGCGUUCCCCGCGACUCUGGAGCUCUUCUGGGACUGAAAGUGGUUGGAGGAAAGAUGACAGAGUCCAGGCGACUUUGUGCAUUCAUCACCAAAGUAAGGAAAGGGAGUUUAGCGGAUACAGUUGGGCAUCUCAGACCAGGUGACCAAGUCCUUGAGUGGAACGGCCGAAAGUUACAAGGAGCCACAUUUAAAGAAGUUUACAAUAUCAUUUUAGAAUCAAAGCCAGAGCCUCAGGUGGAACUAGUGGUCUCACGACCCAUUGGCGAUAUCCCCAGGAUACCAGAAAGCACACACGCACAACUGGAGUCCAGUUCGAGUUCAUUUGAGUCUCAGAAGAUGGAGCGCCCCUCCAUAUCCGUCACGUCUCCCAUGAGCCCCGGAGUGCUGCGGGAUGCCCCUCAGUACUUAUCGGGACAGCUUACAGUCAAACUUUGGUAUGACAAAGUCGGCCAUCAGCUUAUCGUCACCAUACUGGGGGCAAAGGACCUGCCUUCAAGAGAAGACGGCCGACCACGCAAUCCUUACGUGAAGAUCUACUUCCUCCCUGACAGAAGUGACAAAAGCAAAAGAAGAACAAAAACUGUAAAGAAAUCACUAGAGCCCAAAUGGAACCAGACCUUUAUGUAUUCCCCCGUCCACCGGCGGGAGUUCAGGGAACGCAUGCUGGAGAUCACGCUGUGGGACCAGGCUCGGGUGCGAGAGGAGGAGAGUGAGUUCUUGGGAGAGAUCCUUAUAGAGCUGGAAACAGCACUGCUGGACGAUGAGCCACACUGGUAUAAGCUACAAACACAUGAUGUCUCAUCGGUACCCCUGCCCAAGAGCUCCCCCUGCCUUCAGAGACGAGCGCUGCAUGGAGACAGUCCCACACGCAGACUGCAGAGGUCUCAGAGGAUCAGCGACAGUGAGUUCUCAGACUAUGACUGUGAGGAUGGUGUUGGCGUCGUGUCAGACUAUAGAAACGGCAGGGACCUCCAGAGCUCCACCCUCUCUGUGCCUGAGCAGGUCUUAUCAUCCAAUCACUGCUCUCGGUCAGCUGACAUCAACCGAGCACGCUCACGGUCUCCCAGCAUGCCCCCUUCUCAGAGUCAUUUUCUCACCUUACCUCGAACCCGACACAGUCAGCCUCAUGACAGUCAGCUGGAGGAACUCAGGAAUUACGGCUCGCCAGACAGGCACGAGUAUCACCACAGGUCCCGUUCUGCAGACCAGCGGUCCGCACUGGAGCGGCCCAUGUACAGUCGCUCUCGCUCCACGGAGCGGCCACCUGACGGCCCCCACAUGAGGUCAUCAAUGCCCUCCCUGUCAGGACACUCCGCUCCACCCUCCCCUGCCUUAUCGAGGGCACAUCCUCGUGGAGGAUCGGUUCAGACCAGCCCCACCGGGACCCCCGUGAACAGCAGGAGAGGACGACAGCUCCCACAACUGCCUCCAAAAGGGACGCUGGAAAGAAAAGAUGGAGAUGAAGAACUUGAGCCUUGUCCAGGUGCUAUGGAUGUGGAGGAACGAACGCGGCAGAUGAAGCUGAAGAUGAACAAGUAUAAACAGGGAACUGGCUCGGAUUCAAGGCUGGAACAGGACUAUCACAAGGCAAGUAAAAGAUGUCUACCGAAAAACACAUCUGACGGCAUGUGUUGUGUUGUGUUUGCUCUGCAGUGUUCAGGCAGGGAUCCUCAGCGGGGAGAAAACCUCUCGGCCAAGUCUUCGGACAGUGAUGUUAGCGACGUGUCCGCUGUGUCGAGAACCAGCAGUGCGUCUCGAUUCAGCAGCAUGAGCUACAUCUCUGUCCAAUCCGAACGGCCGCGAGGCAGCCACAAGAUCAGGCAAGUGGGAACGGAGGCCGGGGGCAACAUGACCAAGAGCACCAGCAUCGGCGGGGACAUGUGCAGUCUGGAGAAGACCGAUGGCAGCCAGUCGGACACGGCCGUGAGCCUGGUGGGAACCGUUGACAAGAAACGGCGCUCCAGCAUCGGCGCCAAGAUGGCAGCAGUCGUGGGGUUGAGCCGAAAGAGCCGCAGUGCCUCGCAGCUCGGCCAUACAGAAGCAGGAGGAAAGAAGCUGCGCAGCACCAUCCAGAGGAGCACAGAGACGGGACUGGCUGUAGAGAUGAGGAGCAGGAUGACCAGGCAGGCCAGCCGCGAAUCCAAUGAUGGAAGCAUGAACAGCUACAGCUCAGAGGGAAACCUCAUCUUUCCCGGAGUGAGACUUUCUUCUGACAGUCAGUUCAGUGAUUUUCUGGAUGGACUUGGCCCCGCCCAGCUUGUGGGAAGACAGACUUUAGCCACGCCCCCUAUGGGUGACAUUCAGAUCGGGAUGGUGGAAAAGAAAGGAGCCCUAGAGGUAGAGGUCAUCCGAGCCAGAGGCCUUGUGGGAAAACCAGGUUCUAAGGCACUGCCAGCCCCUUAUGUAAAGGUGUAUCUACUGGAGAACGGCGCCUGCAUAGCCAAAAAGAAAACAAAAGUAGCACGAAAAACACUGGACCCUCUUUACCAGCAGCAGCUGUCGUUUGAAGAGACCCCAGGAGGAAAGGUUUUACAGAUCAUUGUGUGGGGAGACUACGGACGUAUGGACCACAAAUCCUUCAUGGGAGCUGCACAGAUACUUUUAGAUGAUCUGGACUUGUCCAACAUGGUUAUUGGCUGGUUCAAGCUGUUUCCUCCCUCUUCAUUGGUCGACCCAACCCUGGCCCCGUUGACCAGAAGAGCUUCCCAGUCGUCCCUCGACAGCGGUUCCGGGCCCUUCGGUCGCUCGUAGCAGUUUCCUGAAUUCUAGCGUUAUUGUAGCAGCCAUUGGGUGGAGUUUGAGAUUUGCGACAGGUCCCGCCCCCCCGGUAACACUGCAUGCUUGAUGUUGUGUGUUCAGAACUCUUCAGAGCUUGUUUCUUAGGGGUGAAAAAAAGCGGUCCUGUUUUUGCUCGCAAAAAAAUGGCGCACAAAGAGCAACACCUAGAGGGCAGGGACGAGACGAAGCUGGAAAAUGGCCUCCUUAGCCUGAGGAACGUCACCAUUCCUGCUUAUAGAACCUAUUUGAAGCCAUUGGAGAUGAGUCUGAACUGAGAACUGACACGUCGAGUUCUUCAAAAGCCCUUUUUGAAAUGGGGUGAAACCUUCUCUUCGACUUUUGCUUUCCAUUUAUGUUUCUUUUAAUGUUGAUGUAUUUGUAUCUACAUGGGCUAACAGUGUUCCUUGGGUCAAGCCAUGCCAACAGACCCAGAAAUGUACACACAAAACAAGAAUAUGACGUGGGAAUGAGCACCUCACUCCCCAGAUAUGAUUCUGCUAGAUCAUUACAGAGAUGAAAUGUAGGUUUGAACAUCUUUUUAGAUCAAAUUGAAGUACUUCUCUUGAUACCGUAUGAAACCUAAAGAAGAAAUAAUGAGUUUUCUGUUGCAUGGACACAACUUUAGCUGAACUUGAAAAAAGUGAAUAGGAAAUAAUUUUCUCAGACUGCUACUUGCAAAAAAAGACAACAAGAUAAAAGAAAAAAUGAACCGGAUCAGCCAUUUUCAACAAUUUCUAUUAUUUUUAAAGAUAAAUUUCACUAGUGCAUGAUUUUCAGGGGGAGUGAAUGCUACAGCGUGAUUAAAAAAACAAAACAUGAAACCUGUUUUUUUUUUUGUCCUGUAGACCGUUUAUUGGUCUCUCUACUGUAUUUUUACAGACAAGCAGAUAAAUGACAAGCUUAACAUUUUAUUUACAGUGAAAAAUCUGUUCACGUGACAAAGAUGAAAAAAAUAAAUGUCUAGGAUUUAUUAUUGUAAAGGUGUAAGCCUUAUGAAGAUGUGCAAAUUGUACGUUUCUCUACUUCUCCCUUGUCCCAGGGUGAACUCUCUGUACUUCUUGCUUCCGUUGUCAGAUUUCCCCCCUGAUAUUGUUCCAGUUCUCCUUAAAAAUUUCAUUUUCAGGGCUGUUGGUUUCCCACAGCUCUUGUAGUUUUAGUCUGUAUAUUGUUUGAAGUUCUUUAGUUUAACAAGCAUGUUGAAAAGGGUUUUUGGCAACAUGGCUUUGGCACAUCUUACAGUAACUCAGCAUGUUUUGAUAAAGACGAUAUUUGGAGAGAAAAAAAAGCAGUUUCUUGUACAGUGCAUGUCGAUGACGAUCCUCUCCCCCUCUUCACCCUGAAUUGAAUUUUAGUGAAAAUUAGGCAGUGGUCUCACACGGACCAGAAGGGCAGAAUUCUGAAUGAACAUUCCACCUUGUAAAAUCAUACUUUGUUGACAUAUUUAAGGGGAAACCGUGACCAGGGAUUUUUAUAUCUUUACGGAAAUAUGAGCUGCAGUAUUCCUGACAAAAGAGCCCAAAAUUUCAUGAGAUCUUUUUACCGGAGACGGCUGCAGCUCACUGACUUUCGCAGUAUUGUGCUGUACAGUUUUCUGAGCAUGAUGCUGUCUGCAGAGAAAUGCACAUCGGGACGAUGAUAUUGCCACACAAUAUAACUUUGGUUUUUAUUUCUUCGUUUCAAGAAAGUAGAGGUCAUUUAAUAUAUUUUUGUUAGUUUAUUUACAAGCCAAGACCUAUUUAUUUUCUAUUUUUUAGUAAUAAUCGGAGCUUCUUGUAUCUGAGAAGUGUUAAUAGUUUUAAUGCCUGAAUGGAAAUAUACACGGAGACAUUAUACCUCUUCCUUUGAAAAUAAACUUUUCUGAUUAAUCGUUUUCUCAAGCUUUCAGUCUGUUAAUGAUUUCUGUGUACGUCUGUCACAAUCCACAGAAUUUUAAUAGCAAACUCUCUAGAUAUUGUCAAAUUUUAUGGAAGUGGGAUAAUGUCUCACGAUGUCAUUGGUAUGUUCUGUUCUAAUGCAAAUGCCUUCUCUGUAGGUUUUUUUUUUUGUUUCUUUUUUUUCUUUUUUUUUUUUGGUGCAAUGUGUUCAUGCCAAGGCUAUAUGUCUUGGUCAAGUAUGGUUGAGUACAGAGAUUUAUGUAAGUUAUUUUUCAAAUAAAAAAAUAAAAAAUGGAUAUUACACUGGAAAAUGAGCAUUCGCAAACAAAA